AUGACGCGAACUGGUGGAAGCGCUGGAGGUUCGGAUCCAUUUGGGCCAGCACUGACUGACUGGGCCAGCCGCCACCUCAUACCAUUGCGUGGCGGAGCCCAACCUUCGACUUUCCAAGGUUUGGCUACAACAUCUUCAUCUUCCAGGGUGCUGCAUCCUGUCCGCUCUGUCGCUGCUCAAGGCGCUUGCUUUCUAGCAUCCCGCCCCGUCAUCAUGUCUAGCUCAUUCGAAAAGUCCGUCAAGGGCGCAACCAAGAUCAAGAAUGCGCCACCAAAAGCAAAGUAUAUCGAGCAUCUCUUGAUUGCUACGCAUUCGGGGGAGGCCGGCGUCGGUGAGGUCUUUCGGGCCAUGCACUACCGACUGAGGGAUUCGACAUGGACCGUUGUGCUCAAGGGUCUCCUGACCGCCCACCUGAUGAUUCGCGAGGGAGCACAGGAAGUCACCCUCGCGUAUCUUUCCAAGCACAGGAACAUGCUUGCCAUUAGCAGCUUCACAGAUGCGCAGACACAGGGCCGGAACAUUCGGCGCUACGCCAAUUACCUCACCGAACGAGCGCGCGCCUAUCGCGAGACCAAAAUUGACUGGUGUCGGUCCGGCGACGGGCGUCUGGAAAAGUUGAGCGUCGACAAGGGUCUCCUUCGUGAAACGGAGACGGUACUGCACCAACUGGCCGCCCUGGUCAAGUGUGAUGUGUUGGACUCGGAAGGCGAAACUGACAUUACAAUCUCCAUCUUUAAACUGCUCGUGCUAGACCUGCUAGCCCUGUUCCAGUGCCUCAACCAGGGCCUCAUCAACAUCCUCGGCCGGUUCUUUGAGAUGUCCAAAACCGAUGCCGAGCGGGCCAUGGAAAUUUAUAGAAACUUUUCCAAGUACACCGACCACGUCGUCCAGUAUCUGUCUGUUGCGCGCCAAUACGAGUACCGCACCGGUGUCCAAGUUCCCAAGCUCACGCACGCACCCGUCAACCUCGGCCGCCAAUUGGAAGAAUACCUGAACGAUGCUGACUUUGAGGUUCAGCGCCGGCAGUACCUCGCCGAGCAGGACUUCAAGAAGGGGGGAAAGGCCAAGGAUGCCUUUGAUCUUCCCAAACCGCCACGAUCACCCACAGGCCGGGCAAGCAGCGCGCAGAAUUCGAGCAACCCCUUCCCCGCACCACCCAAGGAUGCGCCCAAGCCGGCGGCCAAGGGACCAGACCCUGACCUCAUUGACUUUUUCGGCUCCAUCGAGCAGAACCAGACGACUAUGCAGGUAAACACACAGCCCAGCGCGCCGGGGCAGAACAUGUUCCAGCCUCCUCAGCAACAGCUCCAUCUCCAGCCCACUGGGUUCAUCAACAACGCCGCCACCUUCCCUCUCGCAAACAAUCAGUUCCAGCAGCAACAAGACAUUUUCCAGCCGCAGCAAAACAUGUUCCAGCAACAGGUGCCGCAGCCGCAGCCUGCACCUCUCCAGCCAACCUUUACCGGAGCGGGUUUCGGAGGCUUCACGCCGCAACCGCAGAACAACUUCCAACCCAGCUCUCUAGCACCCAUUCCCCAGAAUACGACGGCCAACUUUCAAGGCCAGAAUUUCAUGCAGCAGCCUCAGCAGCAGCAGCAGCAGCAACAAGUUCCUGGACAGUUGCUUCCCAUGCAGACUGGCACCACCAACCCGUUUAGACAAUCGAUGAUGAUGGCGCAACCAACCGGCGUGCCAAACUUUAUGAACCAGCAACCUUUGCAGCAGCAGCAACAACCCCAACCCCAACAGCCCCAGCAAACGGGGUUCGUUGCUCCCGCCCUGAAUCGCCAGUCAACAAAUCCCUUUGCCAAGUCUGUCUCACCACCUAACAACAACUCGCCGUUCCAAUCGCAGGCUCCUGCUCCGCUGCAAGCCACGCCCACAGGAACCAACCCGUUUGCUCGCAACUCGCCUCAGCAGCAGCAGCAGCAGUUGCCUCCAAUGCCCGCAAUGCCCGGUCAGCAGCAGCAGCAGGCUGGUGCGCUCGCUCCUCAGCCGACGGGCGUUACCAAUCCUUUCCGCCAGGGCGAUUUCGUGAACCACACAACCGGCAUGGGCUGGCAACACAACCAGGCGCCCAUUGGCGGCGGCAUCGACCAGUUGCAGACUGUUUCCGUCUUCCCUCGCCCGACGCAGCAGUCUCCCUGGCAGCAAUGA
This is a messenger RNA of Cordyceps militaris CM01, 2157 nucleotides long. Its product is annotated as ENTH domain containing protein. Gene Ontology annotation, biological process: clathrin coat assembly; clathrin-dependent endocytosis; vesicle budding from membrane. Lineage: Eukaryota; Fungi; Ascomycota; Sordariomycetes; Hypocreales; Cordycipitaceae. The transcript is spliced from 5 exons. The coding region runs from base 1 to 2157 and encodes 718 amino acids. Gene Ontology annotation, molecular function: clathrin heavy chain binding; 1-phosphatidylinositol binding; SNARE binding. The record is from RefSeq and is a predicted model, not a curated record. Gene Ontology annotation, cellular component: clathrin-coated vesicle; clathrin-coated pit.